AUGUUUAGUGAAGUGGCACUUCGAUCAUGGGGCAGCCCAUUCUUCGACGACAAAGCUGAGACCGCUAGACUAAGCCGAUUACAGCUGUUAGUUAUUGCUGGCAUAUACAUUGGUGUUCUUCUGGCAAGCUCCGGGGAUACGUUGGUUGUUGCCGUUUAUAACUCUAUCGGCUCGGAUUUUCACGAUCUCUCAAAAGGGGCAUGGCUGCUUGUGUCGUAUAGUCUAGGGUCUUGUAUUUCCUCCCCUACGUUCGGGACAUUCGAUGAACUUUACGGAAAGAAGACGACGCUGUUAUGGACAUAUUUCCUCUUCGCUGCUGGGAAUAUCUUCUGCGGAGCUAGUACUUCAAUGCCUCAGCUAGUGGCAGCAAGAGUAUUAGUUGGGCUUACCAGUGCGGGAAUAAUCUGCUCAUCAUCCUCCACUGUGACCGGGCUCAUCCCAUCCGAUAAGGCUACUUGGCUUCGAAGUUACGCCGAUGUGGCCAAUACAAUUGGGCGCAGUUUGGGAGCUGCAGUUGGGUUUCUAUUCACAAAAACAAUCGGAUGGAGAUGGUGUUUCUAUAGCAACGUGCCGUUGAUUCUUCUCUGCGCCUUCAUUGUCGUAUACCAGAUCCCACCUGAUUCACCAAAGUCCUCGCAAAGAAUGGACAAGAGUCUUCUUUCCGGAGUCCAGAACAUUGAUUGGGCUGGUAUAUUCAGUCUCGCAGUCACAUUAGUGCAACUAAUUCUCUUCAUCCAGACUCUUCAACCGGGCCAAAUCCAGCAAGCCCGUAUGUUAUACAUAACAGGGGCUGGGUCUAUUUUCUCCAUAUCAAUCUUUGUUUGGAUAGAGACAUCCUGGGCGUCCCAUCCAAUACUCCCUCUUGGCUCGAUGAAAAAGGCGUUUGGGGGAUACUGUCUUUCACAAUUCUUAAUAUUGUCCGGCCGGACCGGGCUCCUCACCAGCGUAGUUCCUUAUUUCACUCGAGCUAACAUUGGUGGUGACAUAACAACACUCCUAGCAGGUGGCAUGUUACUUGUCGGCCUACCCGUUGGAGGGAUUCUGGCAAAUCACCUAGUCAGACAGACACGCCGUUAUAAGCGCUUAGAGCUCAUCGCAAUCGUUCUACUCGUGCUAACCUACCUCGUCGUCUUCCUGCGGUGGCGGGAGGGUAUACAAAUCUGGGAGAUCCUGUUUCUGUUCCCCUCAGGCUUAGCAGCGGGAAUGUUCCUUACUACUCAGUUCAUUGGCAUGACUACGGAGCUAACAGAGAAUAACUUGAUGCAAUGCACCGGCACGUACUACUUAUUCCAACAACUAGGUAGAAUUCUAGGCCCUGCCAUAGGUUUCGCUUUGAUCCAAGGAAAUUUUCAGGCGAGAUUAAACUGGAAGCUACGGGGUCGACCUAAUACCUCAGAGCUAGUCCGUGAUAUCCUCAACGAUGACAAAUUCGCCCGUACAUUGCCAGUCCCAAUGCAGGGUGUUGUCCGUGAAUGCUACUUGUAUGGGUUUCAAUUUGCUGCACUGUUUUCAAUAUUUAGUACUAUUGCGGCACUGCCUAUUGUUGUACUGGUAAGAGAGGCUCAUUUAGACUAA
This is a messenger RNA of Aspergillus caelatus, 1575 nucleotides long. RefSeq names its product major facilitator superfamily domain-containing protein. The transcript has 10 exons. NCBI's taxonomy places the organism in Eukaryota, Fungi, Ascomycota, Eurotiomycetes, Eurotiales, Aspergillaceae. Gene Ontology annotation, biological process: transmembrane transport; basic amino acid transport. Gene Ontology annotation, molecular function: basic amino acid transmembrane transporter activity. The record is from RefSeq and is a predicted model, not a curated record. The coding region runs from base 1 to 1575 and encodes 524 amino acids. Gene Ontology annotation, cellular component: fungal-type vacuole membrane.